ACUUUGGAAGAAGUAAAGCAGAGUUCUGAACAACACAAAAGACUAAUAGCAAGGGUAGAAGCCUCUGCAUCAAGAAAAAGAAGGUAUAUAACUGUAGAUAUGGAAAACAUGCAGAGAAAGAGAGCCAAAGUUCAUGAUACCAGAACAAAACAGGAAAAUAUAGUAGGAGGUAUAUCAAGUAUAGUCAAUAUGGAUGAAGACUCUUUUUCAAGUUCCUACAAUACAGUUAACGAUGCGAUAGGAUCGAAAGAAAAAUAUUUUGGAAAGAGUUAUGCAACAUCAGGUGAUGUUUUAUGUGACAAUAAUGAUAAUCAAAUCGAAAUCAGAAAAGGAUUAGAAAGUAAUGUAGAUACUACAGAGAAUGAG
Scutellospora calospora is the source of this 366-nucleotide messenger RNA. Lineage: Eukaryota; Fungi; Glomeromycota; Glomeromycetes; Diversisporales; Gigasporaceae. The record is from the annotation of a GenBank genome assembly.